AUGCCAAGAAAAAACACACCAAAGUCAGACGCGGCCGAGGCGGAGGAAGGCGCCCCCGAAGCUACAGAUAGCAGCAAUAAUGCUAACGACACGAGCUCGCAUAUAGAACCUGUGCUGGGGGCAAUAGCUUCACUGCGAGCGGACCUAGAAGGCUUUAAGGCCGCUAUAUGUCAGACAAUCGAAGCCAAGACAGCAGCCGCCACUGCGGAGCUGAGAAGGGAUCUGGCUGACCUAAAGACUGAGAAUGAUGCGGCAUUGGCCUCGCUGAGGACGAAGAUGGAGGUGAAUGCUCAGUCGAUUAAGGAGCUAGCGGAUGCUACUAGCACCUCUUCAGAUACCGUGCGAGGGCUAGAGAGAGUCGUAGAGACCCUACAAGAGCAAGUUUCGACGCUAACCGAAAAGUGUAUAGAUCUUGAAGGUCGGUCAAAGAGGCAGAACCUAAGAGUGGCGGGUCUGAGGGAAGGCAAAGAAGACGGACGGGACGGACGGGAGCUAGCUGCGUUGCUGCUAAAGGAGGCCCUAGACCUGGAUGAGCUCCCGCUAAUCGACCGCGCUCACAGGGCUCUGAGGAGAAGGCAAGGGGAUGACGAACCACCUAGACAUUUCAUUAUACGGGUGCACUACUCCCACACGUUUGAGAAAAUCAUGAAGAAAGUUAUUAGCACCAGAGAGAUCUCUUUUCAGGGACAGAAGAUCCAUAUAUUUCGAGACUUGCCCCAGGAGGUGGCUAAGCGACGGGUAGCGUUCACUACGGUGAGAAAGUUGCUUCGUGACAAACCGGGUGUUCGAUAUGGUCUUCUCUACCCUGCCAAGUUACGCUUGUCGCAUGAUGGGACUGAGAAGUUCUUUACUGAUCCUGAUGAAGCCAGAAGGUAUGUUGUCCGCUAUCUUGAGGAGGCUGGUAGCGGAAGAAUGUAG
Messenger RNA from Knipowitschia caucasica, 918 nucleotides. The record is from the annotation of a GenBank genome assembly. Lineage: Eukaryota; Metazoa; Chordata; Actinopteri; Gobiiformes; Gobiidae.